This is a messenger RNA of Penicillium canariense, 348 nucleotides long. RefSeq lists its product as uncharacterized. Lineage: Eukaryota; Fungi; Ascomycota; Eurotiomycetes; Eurotiales; Aspergillaceae. The record is from RefSeq and is a predicted model, not a curated record. Bases 1 to 348 code for a protein of 115 amino acids. The transcript has 2 exons.
AUGCACUUCGUGACCAUUGCUGCCUCUGCCGUCGCCCUUGCGGGCGCUGCUUCUGCGGCUGCCGUGCCUACUCACCGAUACGCCCAGCUCCGCCUUUGGGGCGGACAGGAGUGUGCAACACUCAACCUUGGCGAAGAGGGCAUUUAUGGUGACCAGCUCGCCAUGUGCAACCCCCUGGAUGUAUAUGAUACUGUUCGAUCCGUGAGGUUGGAGGCUGCUGAUGCUGGGUGUACCUUGUACAUCUACAGCGACCUGCAGUGCCACCUUGGCAAGCAUGAAGUUCCCGUUACGGCUUGUUUGAGCGGAGACAAGGAGUACCGCAGCUAUGAGCUGUUCUGUGACGUUUAA